Oryza sativa Japonica Group (Japanese rice) is the source of this 1352-nucleotide messenger RNA. RefSeq names its product uracil phosphoribosyltransferase. Gene Ontology annotation, biological process: uracil salvage. The record is from RefSeq and is a predicted model, not a curated record. Lineage: Eukaryota; Viridiplantae; Streptophyta; Magnoliopsida; Poales; Poaceae. Gene Ontology annotation, molecular function: uracil phosphoribosyltransferase activity.
AGCGACGACCCCACCGUAUCCCACACCUCGCUCACCUCACUGCCCUCGCUUUCGUCCCCCGCAUCCGCACCUCGUCCUUCGCCAAUUCGCCAUGCCGUCGCUCGCCACGGCCGCGGCCGCGGGAGCGGGAGCGCCUCUCCGCCGCGGCCCGUGCGCACCACGCCGCCAAUCCGCGCACGCCUCCUCCUCCUCCUCCUCCUCCCUCCCCUCCCCCGCGCUCGCCACGUCCACGCGCUUCGCCGCCACCGCCCCCAUCCUGCGGCUCGUCCAACGAAGGCCAAGAGCGCCUCUGACGGCGGCAAGAGCGGCGAGCCCCGACGCCGCCACGGGGGCGCGAUCGCCCUCCUCCGGCGGCCAGAUGCUGGUGUUCGUGCCGCCGCACCCGCUGAUAAAGCACUGGGUCUCCGUCCUGCGCAACGAGCAGACGCCCUGCGCCAUCUUCAAGAGUGCCAUGGCGGAGCUUGGUCGGUUGCUUAUAUAUGAAGCUUCCAGAGAUUGGCUGCCAACAAUCACAGGAGAGAUCCAAACACCUGUAGCUGUUUCAAGUGUUGAAUUUAUUGACCCAAGAGAGCCUGUCAUGGUUGUUCCGAUACUAAGAGCUGGUCUUGCUAUGGCUGAAAAUGCUUCAUCAGUUCUACCAGCCACCAAGACUUAUCACCUUGGCCUGCGUAGGGAUGAAGAAACACUUCAACCUUCGAUAUAUCUGAACAACUUGCCAGACAAGAUUCCAGAGGGGACUCGUGUGCUAGUUGUUGAUCCAAUGCUGGCCACUGGUGGGACAAUUGUUGCUGCUAUUGACUUGUUGGUUGAACGUGGAGUUACAAGCAAGCAGAUUAAAGUCGUUUCUGCUGUUGCAGCGCCUCCUGCGCUUCAAAAGCUCAGCAACAAAUUCCCUGGGCUUCAUGUGUACACGGGAACAAUUGAUUCUGAAGUUGAUGAGAGAGGGUUCAUAGUUCCGGGGUUGGGAGAUGCCGGCGAUAGAAGCUUCGCGACUUAACUAUGCUAAUUAUCGCAGCUGCUGUUCUACCUCCACGAGAGGGAUUGGCGUAAGCUGAAAUUUCCGAGGAUUCGAGCGCUUUUGACUUGGGAGUCAGGAACAGUCGAGUUCACGUUCACCUGUAGAUUGCCUCGUUCGAGAUUCUCCCUUCGGAACUUAUCGUUUUGUAAUUAUCCAUUUUGUGUUGUCAUGUUGAAUAUAGGAUUAGUUCACGUCCAUCCACGUUUACAAUUUGUUGGGAAUAUGCAUGUUUAAUGUUUUCAAUUAUAUCUUACAGAUUUCUUGAUACUCCAUGGGAAAAAAUGUUGACGAUGCCUUUUCCAAUCAGAGUAAUAAAGCAAUGUGCAAGGCAGUA